AUGAGUGUCACUUUCGAUGUUUUCCGUGGAUCGCAGGAGGGAAAGAUCGUUGAAGAUACAACAACCCGAACCUUAGGCUUUAAUGAAGUUUAUAUCGAGACCACACAUUCUGGUCUGUGUGGAACGGACGAGCACUUCUUGAAGUCCGGGCAGGUCCUUGGCCACGAGGGUGUUGGAAUUGUGCGUCAGAUCGGCCAGAACGUCAACAAUGUCAAGGUCGGCGAAUAUGUUGGAUUCGGAUUCACCCACUACGUUUGCGGAACCUGUGAAAAAUGUCUGAAUGGCUGGGAUCAAUACUGUGAGAACAAGAAAGAAUACGGCUCCCAUGAUCAUGACCUGGGAUCCUUCAGUCGUGGUGUUGUCUGGGAUGCCGGCUGUGUAGUUCCUAUUCCCCAGGGCUAUGACCCUGCUGAUGCGGCACCUCUUAUGUGUGCUGGUGCAACUGUCUGGACUAUCCUGAGUGAAUAUGGUGUCCGCUCGACUGAUAGAAUUGGAAUCAUGGGCAUCGGUGGUCUGGGCCAUCUGGCGAUUAAGCUGGCAGCUGCUAUGGGCUGCCAUGUCGUGGUCUUCUCCAGUUCCGAGGCCAAGCGAGAAGAAGCCUUUAGCUUUGGUGCUUCCGAGUACCAUGUAUUCAAAGCUGGCCAGAAGCUGGAAGAUUGCAAGCCAGUUAAGCACCUUCUGCUGUGUGGUAGUGCUAAUGUUGAUUAUUCCUCCCUCAUCCCCUUGAUGGAUACCAUGGGAUCAAUUUACCCAUUGACAGUCGACUUUGCGCCAUCUCCAGUUCCAAUGCUGUCCCUGAAUAUGAGGGGAAUCCGUGUGCAGGGGUCCCUUGUUGCCUCUCGGCAAAGCCUCCGGUCCCUGGUGCAAUUCGCUGCGGACAAAAAAAUUGUGCCGACCACAAUGAAGUUCCCCUUGAACAAGGAAGGAAUCGAAGAAGCUAUGGAGACUCUCCGCCAAGGUCGCAUGCGCUAUAGAGGUGUGUUAGUACGUCAAUAG
Penicillium malachiteum is the source of this 996-nucleotide messenger RNA. Its product is annotated as NAD(P)-dependent alcohol dehydrogenase. Gene Ontology annotation, biological process: alcohol metabolic process. NCBI's taxonomy places the organism in Eukaryota, Fungi, Ascomycota, Eurotiomycetes, Eurotiales, Aspergillaceae. The record is from RefSeq and is a predicted model, not a curated record. The transcript is spliced from 3 exons. Gene Ontology annotation, molecular function: zinc ion binding; alcohol dehydrogenase (NADP+) activity. Bases 1 to 996 code for a protein of 331 amino acids.